This is a messenger RNA of Mercenaria mercenaria, 1636 nucleotides long. RefSeq lists its product as uncharacterized. Gene Ontology annotation, molecular function: protein binding. Lineage: Eukaryota; Metazoa; Mollusca; Bivalvia; Venerida; Veneridae. The record is from RefSeq and is a predicted model, not a curated record. The coding region runs from base 94 to 1545 and encodes 483 amino acids. The transcript has 7 exons. Gene Ontology annotation, biological process: signal transduction.
GCGCUAUAUAAUGGAUCGUUUUGAAUGCUAUGCCGAGACCACUAACAAACUGUAAAAUUAUUUUGGCCAAAAUAGCCUACUGUUUAUACAAACAUGGAUGCUAAAUUGUACAGUCAUAAACUAUCAAAAUCCACAUUCAAGAACUGGAUUAAGGCUGGGUUGGGUGUUCUGUAUACUAAAGAAGGCAUUGAACCUUUUGUUUAUGAUGAAAUAGAACAGUUUCAGCAGAAAUGUUUGAGCGACAUAUGCAAUAACAAUGGACUUCCUGCCGGUACCACAUGUUCUAGUUGUUGUACGGAAAAUGUUGUUAUUUGUCCUACAGAUAGAAUUUGCAAUGUAGAGCGUGGGAAAUGCAGCUUCCAUAGAAAUACUGCUACGUGCUAUCUCCAGUGUGGUUGUCCUAAUAUGAUAUGUCAUUAUUUCAAAUGCGAGAUUCAUAAUGCUCAUCGAUUCUACAGUCCAUCCUUAAAAAACACUGAUGCCGCCCACUGGUGCAGCAAUCCAUGGGAGGUUGCUAAAUGUUUUAUGCCACCAGACGGUUACAAGGAUGCGACGAGAUCAGAAGAGACAGAUUUUUAUGGUAUCAACAGUGUUAUCAUCAACCUUAAAGCAUUUCAGUUAAAAGUUCAAGAUGACCUUAGCAAGAUAAACAAUAUCGUUGAAAAGGCUAGACAGGUAGGCAAAGCUGUUCUACAUUCCUCUUAUUUAGAGGUUGAAGAUGGAGAUCUACAACAGUACUUUAGCACCUUACGGAGUCUUUUGUCAGAUCCAAAAUAUUUGGCUGGUCAAACAUAUUCACGGAAUGCUGUAAAGAAAUUAUCGGAGCUUGAAGGCGAAACUUUAGUCAUUGCUAUACAAGAUAUCAAGAAACUGCUGGAUGAUGUUUUUAAUGCAGCUGAGGGCGAACUAAGGACUGAAAAGAAUGAAAACAAGAAGGAAGCUGGGAAACAGAAGUUAGAACUAAUCAGAAUCACGAUGAAGUCUAUAAAUGAUUUUGAAAAACAAGAAAAAAUGUCAAUAUCUGACCUAGAAAAAACAUUACAAUCUGCACUUGAUGAAGUAGAAAAACAAACAAAGGAAACAAUAAGAAAGAAAGAAUCAACAAAUAAGGAACACCAAAAUAAAGCUAAAGACCUAGAUACCAUUCCUUCAGAUGUUGAACUAGAUAAGAUUGCACAGGCAAUAGGACGCAAUUGGGAGUUACUUGGACCUCACCUUGGACUUGCUACAACGGUGAUAGACCGUAUAAAAAUGGACUAUCCUACUUCGUCAACACGGAUAUAUCGUAUGCUAUUCAUCUGGAGGCAAGAUAAAGGACAAAAAGGCACUAAACAAAAGCUGUUCACAGCUUUUGGAAAACAGCCGUCCGUAAAUAUUGACUGGAAUUCACUCGGACAAUCAUUUCCUGAUGAUCUAAAACACAAGCCAAGAGAUACACGUACAGAUAAAAAUCCUGGGUUGAAUGCAGAAGAACAAGCAUAUAAACGACGUAAAGAACUGACAGUGAUUUCUCAGAGUUUGAGUCGGACGAUGAUGUGCCUCUAGCGGAUUUGAUUCGUAAUUUUGAUGACAGUUCUGAUUCGGACGGUAGUGGAAGUGAAAGCGAAGACCAGAACAAUGACACUUGGUCAGUAAA